AUGGGCGGACCCAAGAGCCCCAAAUUUCAGCCAUGGCGACCUCUGGCCAAUCUCUUCUCUCUCUUCAACCCCUCAAAGCCACCACCGUCGGCUCCGCCCUCACGAGCACUGAAACUCCCGCCGCUUCAACUCUCCGCCGCGUCGGACACGCGUCCCGGGUGGGAACCGCUGGUGCUUUCCAAUGAGGCGCAGUCGCGGCCUUCGUGCUCGGCCGACGUCGCGGCGGUGGUGUGCCCCUCUCUCGCCUACGCGAACACGAUGUUCUUCCGAUCCGCGUACAAUUUUCAGGUGAUCGUGGACGACAACGAACCGGAGGAGAAGCUGCUCGGCCGGUUCAGGAGGGAGGUGAUGCGCGCCGGAGUCAUCCAGGAGUGCAAGCGCCGCCGAUUCUUCGAGAACAAGCAGGAGGAGAAGAAGCGGAAGGCGCGAGAGGCUGAUGAGCGCAACCGUCGCAGACGACCUCAAGCAAGAUUCGCAACACAGGAUAAGCCAGAGGUUUCGAAGAGCAAGAAGGGAGACGAUGAUGAUAACUGGGAUGUUCCUGAAGGAGUCCUUCCCAAGUGACCACAUCGUUUGCUUCUUCAUCAUCGUCUGGUUAAAUGCUGCUCUGCUAAUCUUUUUUCGCCACUUUCAUAUUGCUUCAGUGAAAUGUGAGUUUUCGAGGUCUCAUGACGUUUCUUUCUAAUCCAGUCACUGCUUUCUUUAACCGAUUUUGGUAAUGUGAGAUUUGAUAUGAAUUCGCUGGUUGGAUGAUGUCGGUUCGUAUUCAUCAUAAUCGUUUCUACCACUGAUCAAAUCGAGAUGCUUGAAAUUGGAUGAUUAACAAAUGUAUGCUGUAGUUGUUAAUAUUGGCAUCCUGUGGCUGUUUAUA
Molecule: messenger RNA, 871 nt
Organism: Salvia splendens (bonfire salvia)
Lineage: Eukaryota; Viridiplantae; Streptophyta; Magnoliopsida; Lamiales; Lamiaceae
Product: 30S ribosomal protein S21, chloroplastic-like
Exons: 3
Coding region: 1-564 (187 amino acids)
Biological process (GO): translation
Cellular component (GO): ribosome
Molecular function (GO): structural constituent of ribosome
Source: RefSeq, a predicted model, not a curated record